AUGGCGAGGCUUUAUUUGUUGCAUGGUAUAGUUAAGCUUCAGCUUUUUUCUGAUCUAAGUUGCUGCUUGCUGUAUGUUGUGAUACAGGGCAAUUGUUCAAAGUUGUCUAGCUCCUUUGUAGAUGACCGGAUUCAGUACAGCGUUGGGAUAGAUAAGAGAGAGAAUCAUUCUGGUUAUAAAGAAUCUUCAAUUGUUGGAAAUGAGUCCUGUGACAUUCUUAAGUCUUGGGAAUCUGAUUCAUCAAAUGGUGUUAUUGCAAGACCAUCUUGUAUGAUUUCUCAAAUUCCAAUGUUGGCCGGUCAUAGUCAGGGAACUGAAUCAACAACACCAGGAGGUUUUGUGAGCAGUCAAAAAGAUGAUAGGAUAUGCUCUCAUAAGAAAAUUUCCGCCAAGUAUGAACAUUGUGAUGCACAGCAUCCUUUGUCUGGUUGCCAAAAAACUUCACUUGCUUCAGAUUUAUCAACCGUUUUAAAUGUGAAGGUUGAACCCUUGGAUAAAACCGAAGUACAAAGUCCAGACAAGAAUGCUGUAGGCAAUUUUUCCUGCAGUAACAUAGGUCCUGCGGAAAGUGAACUUGAACUACCUGAUGAAACUUACGAAGAUAUAUUUGACCAUAUGGUGCUGCGAGACCGAAUGAUGUUGCUGGCAUCAAGAAAGCCUCCUUGUUUGCAGUCUAGUGGAAAUUUUGAAUGCUCAGGGAAAGGUGUUCCUUCUUUUCUGGAUGGUAGGCCUAUUGAAUCAGAUUGUGCUAAACCACUAAGAAUAAAUCGUCUACGGAAAAGGAGAAAAACUGCCACGGAUUCUGUUCAAACAGCAUUGGAGGAAGAUGCUCCUGGACUUCUGCAGGUGCUAAUUGACAAAGGGGUAUCAGUCAACGAAAUUAAGCUUUAUGGGGAAAUGGAAAGUGAAAAUGCCCUGGAUGAUUCAUCCACAGAAGACAGCUUUACUGAGCUUGAAGCUGUGAUAGCAAAGCUUUUCUCUCAGCGUCACUCAUUAUUAAAGUUUGCUUCUCUACGAUGCCCAAAGGAUGAGAAGGCUAGUUAUUGCUUGGCUUGUCUAAUUUCGCUUGUGGAGCAGGCUCACUAUCUACAGUUUAAAAAGUGGCCUGUUGAAUGGGGAUGGUGCCGAGACCUUCAAUCGUUUGUAUUUGUCUUUGAAAGGCAUAACAGAAUUGUGCUGGAACGACCUGAAUAUGGCUAUGCGACAUACUUCUUUGAGUUGGUGGAUUCCUUAACGAUAAGUUGGCAGGUCAAGAGGUUGGUGACUGCCAUGAAACUUACCAGUUGUAGCAGGGCCACCCUAAUUGAGAACAAAGCAUUGGUGGUUGGUGAAGACUUGAGUGAAGGUGAAGCACGGGUGUUAACACAGUAUGGUUGGAUACCAAAUAGCGGCCUAGGAACAAUGCUUAACUAUUGCGACAGAGUUGUUCAUGACAGAAAGAAUGAGAGUGAUAGCUCGGAGUGGAGGUCGAAAAUUGGUAAGUUGCUUAUGGAUGGUUAUAAUGGUGGAACAAUAGUAUCAACUGAUAUUCCAAUAAAGGUUGUGGAAUAUGGUGUUGCUCAGAGCCCACAGAUCAAGUUGGAGCUUUAAUCGAGGUUAGCUCAGUCCUGAAAUUGGUAAAUUCUAGUCGAUAUUAGAGCAGUGUUUAUAGUCCAGCAUGGUAAAUAUUUUGUUCAAGUAUUUUUAGUUAAAAAUGUGAAGUAUCUCCUCUGUUUCUUUUUUGACAUUGAUGAAAUCAUCUGCACUGAAAUCAUACUAAGCUCUAAGUGUCAUGGGAUCAAAUUGUGUUACAAGAAUGUAUGUUCCGAAAAUCCAUUCUCAUGAGGGGUUUUUUUUUGAACUGGAUUCUUAAGAGGUUUAGUUUAUAAAAUUUAACAUGUACUUUAG
Messenger RNA from Ilex paraguariensis (yerba mate), 1887 nucleotides. NCBI's taxonomy places the organism in Eukaryota, Viridiplantae, Streptophyta, Magnoliopsida, Aquifoliales, Aquifoliaceae. The record is from the annotation of a GenBank genome assembly.